UGGAGCGAGAUCCAGGCCAAGUAUUGGAGUUCAACCAAGGUCUUCCGGGCCCAGGAGGAACGCACUCUCCAGGAAACCCACCGGCGGCAGACCGAGCACCUCAACCGCAAGCUCUUGGACCUGUUCAGCGAGCGCGCUAAAAUCUUGCAGCGGGUUGAAGAGUUGGAUAAGCAGAGUCGCCACACCCAAGACCAAGUCCAAGACCUCGACCUCGACCUACAGGCGAAGCGCGCUGCCCAGGCCGAAUCGUGGGCACGUGACGACGACGACAAGCGCCGGUGGUUCAAGAAAUAUGGCCCUGGCGGCUCUGCCUAUCAGGAGAGCGAGGCCCAAAAGAAUGAACACGAUGUCGGCGCCGUGGUCAUGCAGGACUCGCCAGGUGCCCAGCUCGUGCAUGAAAAUGCUGCCAAUGGAGCCCAGGUGACUUCGGAACUUACGUCGCCGCAGUCUACGCCGCUGUCGGAAACGUAUCAAUCGCCGAUUCCCGAUGCGCCACCACCAGAACAGACCGCAGAUGCCGUUCACGCUCACCGAGCAGCUCCUCCAGUACAGCUGGGUGAGCCGGCGGAUCAAGUAGCGCACAUAGUGCGGCCGGUGGGACCUGCCACCCCAGAGGACCGGUCCUUUGUCCCGGUUACCGUGACAGAUACUUCAGGCGUCAUCAUCGGGCAGGUCCGUCCAAUCACCCUCGACAACCACUGGGUGAGCCAUGUCAGGCAGCUGCUCAUCAAGCGCAGCGUUCAGAUCCGUCCUGGUAGGAGGUUCAACGCGGAAACUUUGGAGUCGAUUUAUGAGCCUAGCGACAACAAAGGCGCCAAGUGGCUUAGCUGCUAUAUUCAGGCCGCGGGGGAAAUCCAGGAGCACCCCUGCCAAACCUGCACAAAGGGCGCUGGCCCUUAUAGCUUGUGUGUCCUCUUGGGGGGUGAUGAUUUUCCCCGCUGCGGCAACUGCGAGUGGAACCGACAAGGCUGCCACGGCGCUGCUGCACGGUCGCUCUCAAAACAACACCCCGGUGUUUCUGGAGAGCCGCCUGCUUCGGGUGGGCUUAUCUGGAAGCAGUCUGCUGAUAAUAGCUUGGUUAUGAACGGAUUUACGGCCGUCAACAGUAUGUUAGCCAGCCAAGCCGCCAGGAACACGUCUCCAGUCGCCAAAGACAACGAUGGGAAAGAUGGCAGCGACUCGAAGCCAGGUGGCCGAAAGCUUCUCCCCACCACGCGCAUGGCCCCCUCCCAGGUUGACACGCCUGCCGCCUCGUCGACUCCUAUGACAGUCACGCCGGAGAUGGAAGCUCGUGAACCCUCGCAAGACCUUCCGGAGAUCAACAAGAGCGUUCUCAGCCUUCACCACAAUGGCUUUGUUUUUACCGAGCCGCCCAUCAUGCGGGGUGUUCCUCUCGUCAAGGUUUCUCCCGACCAUCCAUAUUGGGAGAGCGAUUGGACCCCGCUCGAAUCUUUUGUUGAGCCUCAGCUACAGAAAUGGAAGGAGAAGUAUGACCAUCACCACCAAACAAACUCUUCGCAAUCAAGCAAAUUUUUAGCAAAUCGACAAAUCAACCGCGGGAAUGCCAUCCUCAAAUUUCUCAAGGACGGCGAGCUACAUCCUUACCAGAUUGUUGGCAAAGAGUUUAUCAACAAAACGCUUGUUAAUUAUGAUGUUUUGUUCCGGAUGGUGCAGGUUCUAGAGGAGCUGCCCAAGUUCAACAUAGACAUCACUCCAUCGCAGUGGCUGCGUCAGCGCCUCCACGAGGUCCUUGUCGAGCAGGGUGAGAAUUUUAGUCUUUCCAAAACCAUCCAUGAUCUCUACCACGAUCCGAAGGUUAUUGCCCUUCGGACGAAGAGCGGAUUUGGCAACAUUGGCCGGCCGUCGGGCUACCGAAUGGAAAAGGGUGCACCGGACAGCGGAGGACCUAAACGGGCCGUACGAACCCUAAAGCGCAAGGAGCCUCAUGAAACUCCCCAGACUACUCCGACCCAUGGACCCUCCAGAGAGCAGCCACUUCGACCAUACCCUCCAGAACUAGUCCGGCCAGCACAACAAAUCCAAGUCCAGGCAAUAGCACCAGCCCCACCUGCGGAGAUAGUUCGGCCAGCAGAGCCACCGCGCCGAAUGAAGAGGCGUCGUCUCAGCACGGUUUCUGCAGCCAGCUCAGUUACAAGUGACGAGCUCGAGUAUGCUGGAUACACGUCGUCGGACUCCUUCAGUGCGGACCAUGUGAUGCAAGUUGACUGGCGAGUGUACCAGGUCAAGCACAGCCUAACAUCAACCAACACGUUGGUGACGCAGUACUGGCACUGGGUCGACAAGGCCGAUGGUGGAAACGAAGAUAAUAUGUUCGAGCAUCAGGUACUCAAAGAUGUCCUGCCCAAUAAAGUGACGUGGGGCGUCUACAAGGACCCCAUCGACUUCCAUCUUCGUCUGGCUGAGCUCACCGAGAUCACGUACGCUGGGUCGAGCCAGAAGGUCAUCAUUGGCACCAAGGAGAUCAAGGGCGUAACGUGGCGAGGCGACAUGCUCGCACACUUUAAGCGUGAGCGUACUAAACGCCGCUUCUUGAUCUUUAUGAAGAGACUUGGAGUCAAGUUGGUCAAGACGACUAGGUAUUUGAAA
Molecule: messenger RNA, 2607 nt
Organism: Lasiosphaeria miniovina
Lineage: Eukaryota; Fungi; Ascomycota; Sordariomycetes; Sordariales; Lasiosphaeriaceae
Exons: 3
Source: RefSeq, a predicted model, not a curated record